AUGGAGAUUGGUACCAGUGAAAAACAUGAAGCAGCGUGCUCUAUCCAAAGGGUAGGAGCAGUGGUGGGAAUCAAGUAUUAUGCAAGAUAUGAAUUUGAAAUGAUACAACACUUUAUCAAAACUGGAGAAAUCUUACAACUGCCUUUCUAUUUUUUCGUGUGGUUCCCAAAUAUAUCUAUAGAUUGGAGUUAUUUUUCGAUUUAUCUCCCAUCCCUCAUGAAACAACUCAUCGCCGCCCAACCCAAUCAAUUGGAAAAUCCACAUAUCUACCGCCUCUUUGGCCGGAUGAUUGACAGUUUGUAUCCAUAUUUCAAACACUUGAUUUCAAGCGUAUGCACAAUUUGCCAAACUCACAUGAUGUCAUCCAUGUUAAAGGUAAUAGUGGACAAGGAAGGAAUCAGUCAAAACUGCCGACUCGUAUUCGACCGGUUCGCACAAUCGUUGAUGGAUACAUCCUCUCAAUUAUCGGGACCAACAAGAUGGGAAUUAUUAUGUUACAACAAUGAACAACAACAAGACAAGGUAAAAGUAGUACUAGAUUAUUAUCCUAAAAUAGUCCCAUUAAUUCUAGUGAAUCAUCUCAUUAGUAAAAUCGAAAUCCUCGUGGACCGUCAACUGAUGUGUGAAGAGAAAACUUUUUGGAAUAUAAUCAAGAUACUCGUCGUAAAGAAGGAACAACAACAACAACAACAACAACAACAACAACAACAACAACAACAACAACAACUAUAUAAAAUACAUUUAGACAGGAUACACCAAAUAAUGAUCGAUGUUGUAAAUGAGGAGGGCUACACUAAAGCUAUUGAUCGUUUAUUGUGGUAUAUUAAGCGUGAUGAUGAAUAUAGCUAUCUGUCCAAUCUAUUCAUCACAAAAUUAAAUGACGGUACCGGUAGAAUUUGUUUAAAAAAUAAAUAA
Messenger RNA from Cavenderia fasciculata, 915 nucleotides. RefSeq lists its product as uncharacterized. Lineage: Eukaryota; Evosea; Eumycetozoa; Acytosteliales; Cavenderiaceae. The record is from RefSeq and is a predicted model, not a curated record. The transcript is spliced from 2 exons. The coding region runs from base 1 to 915 and encodes 304 amino acids.